AGACUGACACAUAUUAAGCAUGGCAAUCAAGACGGUUUUUGCUGUUUUUCUCGUCCUGUCUGGAUUUGCAGCUAUUUCCAUGGGAAGAAACAUCCACAUUUCCAACUCGAAGCUCACUUUAACAGGCAGUGGAACCUUCAGAACUGGUACGAUUCGUAUGAUAGCAGAAAGAGCUUGGUCAGGAUUAUCAAAACAUCGACGUUUUCCCGUCAUCCUUAGCGGAGACCUGAUCGCUCUAAAACUCUCCCGUUCUAGUGGUGCCCCACGAUGGAUGCAGUGUUCUAAGUCAUCGUACUGCACCACGUCAACCUGUCCUGGAGGACAAGUCAUGCUAUCUUCCAAGUUCUCUUCCUGUAGAACCGUUGUUUUCCGCAUACGAGCCCUCGGUAGACUUGAUGGCGAGGCGGUGGAAAGCGGUGAUUACGUUGCUCUUACCUUUCCGUAUAAUGGUGGGAAGACUUUAUAUUGCUAUAGGUCAACCUCUAAGCCUUGCCGUGCAUUGUGGGCACUACCUAAAGUAUGGCCAAAGAAAAAUUGGUUCGGUUGGGUUCAAGGCAGAUUUCAAAUUUUCUCUCGAAAUGUUAACGAUGGUCAUCCAAUUCAGUAUCAAGACAUAGUUGGUUUUAAGUAUAACUUUCAGUCUAACGGUGCCUGGUUGUACUCUACUUCUAAUAAAAUGUAUGCAAGGAGUUGCAGCUAUGGAUACUACACUAAAAGUUACUGUGCUAAAAUGAAUUCAGGAUUUGGCUUCCAUAUAUACAAAAAACUUUAGAAAAUGGAAAACACAACCCAGGUUAUAAAGUUAAGAAAAAAAUUGUAAUCUCAUAUCAUUUAAUUAAAUACCUGGAUAUUGAUGAAUGAAAAUAAACAAUAAUAAAGUCUAAUAGACUAUCAAUCGAAA
This is a messenger RNA of Exaiptasia diaphana, 901 nucleotides long. RefSeq lists its product as uncharacterized. The record is from RefSeq and is a predicted model, not a curated record. Lineage: Eukaryota; Metazoa; Cnidaria; Anthozoa; Actiniaria; Aiptasiidae. Bases 20 to 772 code for a protein of 250 amino acids. The transcript is spliced from 3 exons.